UUGCUGGAAAGUUUGUAUCGCUCUUGAUAUCUUCGCGGAGGUAUCUUUCGAUAAUGUCGCAUUCCGGUGAAGACGGACUGUUUCGGAAAUAUUGCUGGUGACAGGGAGAAGGGGCAGGGCGGACAUGGCCGUUACAGUCGCUCAGUACCACAGAGCUGCCGUGCCGUGGGUCUGGGGUCAGUUUGUACCGAAGCUGAAUGGAGUUUCUGCCGUUGGACACUGCGUACUGGCCUAGCUAACCACCAGCAGUAGCAACAACUCCACCGGAGAGACUGUAACACGAUGCUCCCGCAUUAAAUAAAGGAUAAUUCUCAUAUCUGGAUUGGCUUUAUCACCACCAUUACCAUCACCAUCAUGUCUGACCAAAACUAUUAUUGGACCGUGUUGCCGAGCUACAAAACUAGUUUUGUGACUGGGGCCAUGAUGAAACGAUCAAAAAGUUCCCGUAACAACAAGAGAAGGAGUUUGGCGGUUGGGACCCCGUCGCCCACACUCUCACGACCGCUUUCACCUCUCCCACUUGCCACAGCUGGCAGCAGCCCUUCAGAAAGCCCCAGAAAUGUCUCUGCCAGCACGUCUGCCAACUUCCAGUUUGCCCGCAGCCAACUGGCCCGAACUGAAAGAGCGGAUGGGCGAAGAUGGUCUGUGGCGUCAGUUCCCUCAUCUGGAUACUGCACCAAUGCACCCAGUUCAUCAGUAUCUUCUUCUUCUUCCCAGGAGUUAUUGCACCAGUUGCCCUUCCAGCCCACACAAGAUGAUCUCCACUUCCUGUUCAAACAUUUCCGGAGUACGGAGAGCGUGGCAGAUGAAGAAGGAGCACACGCCUCACCCCCUGUCAGGCUCCGCUCACGUAGUCUCAGCCCUGGACGGACCUGUGGAACAUUUGACAAUGAGAUUGUCAUGAUGAAUCAUGUCUACAAAGAACGUUUUCCUAAGGCGACAGCCCAGAUGGAGGGUCGGCUGCUUGACAUAAUUGAAGAGUGUUCCCCAGGCACUGCUCUGCCCCUGGCCGAUGGUGUGCUGGGAUUCAUUCAGCACCAGCUGGUGGAGCUCGCCAGAGACUGUCUGGACAAGUCCCAGAAAGGCCUGGUCACCUCCAGGUACUUUGUGGAGCUACAAGAGAAGCUGGAGAAGUUGCUGCAUGAGGCGUAUGAGCGUUCAGAGAGCGAGGAGGUGACCAUCAUCACCAAACUGGUCAAGAAGAUUCUCAUCAUCAUUUCCAGGCCUGCCAGGCUCCUGGAGUGUCUGGAGUUUGAUCCAGAGGAGUUUUACCAACGUUUGGAAGCUGCAGAGGGUCAAGCCAAAGUGGGCCACGGCAUCAAGACUGAUAUUCCCAGAUACAUCGUCAGCCAGCUCGGCCUCACCAGGGAUCCCCUGGAAGAGAUGGUCCAUCUGGAGCAGACCAGCCCAAGUCACAGGUCGGCCAGCAGAGAGACUGAUGACACCGGAGAGACCACACCUACACAGAGCCGAGCAGCCUGCACCCCUCCUCGUAGGAAACCACUGGAGAGUGACUUUGAGACUAUCAAGCUCAUUAGCAAUGGCGCCUAUGGGGCCGUAUUUCUGGUGCGCCACAAGGACACCCGGCAACGUUUUGCCAUGAAGAAGAUCAACCGGCAGAACCUGAUUCUAAGGAACCAAAUCCAGCAGGUGUUUGUGGAGCGAGACAUCCUAACCUUUGCUGAAAACCCAUUUGUGGUUUCUAUGUUCUGCUCAUUUGAGACACGGAGGCACCUCUGCAUGGUCAUGGAGUAUGUGGAAGGUGGGGACUGUGCAAACCUAUUGAAGAACAUUGGCCCGCUGCCUGUGGACAUGGCGCGGAUGUAUUUCGCAGAGACUGUCCUGGCGUUGGAAUACCUUCACAACUACGGCAUCGUACACAGAGACCUCAAGCCUGACAAUUUGUUAAUCACCUCCAUGGGACACAUUAAGCUGACAGACUUUGGAUUGUCAAAGAUUGGUCUGAUGAACAUGACCACCAACUUGUAUGAAGGACACAUUGAGAAAGACACCAGAGAGUUCAUUGACAAACAGGUUUGUGGGACUCCAGAGUACAUUGCUCCAGAGGUGAUCCUGAGGCAAGGCUAUGGAAAGCCUGUGGACUGGUGGGCCAUGGGCAUUAUCCUCUAUGAGUUCCUAGUGGGCUGUGUGCCUUUCUUUGGAGACACACCAGAACAGCUUUUUGGUCAGGUGGUUAAUGAUGAGAUCAUCUGGCCAGACGGGGAGGACGCUCUGCCAGCUGAUGCUCAGGACCUUAUCACCAGACUGCUGAGACAGAGUCCUCUGGAGCGUCUGGGAACAGGUGGAACCACUGAAGUGAAGAUGCAUCUGUUCUUCCUGGGUCUGGACUGGAACGGGCUCCUGAGGCAGAAAGCUGAAUUUAUACCUCAACUAGAGACUGAAGAGGACACCAGUUACUUUGACACCCGAUCAGAGCGCUACUGUCAUCUGGGUUCAGAUGACGAUGAUGAAACCAACGAUGAUGAAUCUUCUUUGGAGCUGCGACAGUUCUCCUCUGUGGCCCACCGCUUCAGCAAGGUGUACAGCAGCACAGAGCACCUGUCCACCUCCACGCCGUCCAACCAGAGCCUGUCGUCAUCGGAGCGGAGCCACAGCGAGGAGAAGGAGGAGCGGUGGGAGGGCAGGGGAGUCCUUUCCCCUGGCGAUGGGCACAAACACUUGGCUAGUGGAGACAGGAGGGCAGAUGGACACAGGGGGAGUCUGCGUCCUCGUGCUUCAUCCAGUUCCUCCCAGUCAGAGCGCAGUGCCAGCCCGCUGGUGAUGAACAGCACCCAGAGCCUUGACAUCAUGCCUCGCUUCUCCAUCUCUGCAGAAGAGGAGGACGGGAUGGUUUCCAACCUGCGCCGCAUUCGUCUCCGGAGCAACAGCACAGGCACCAGACCGUCGUUCAGGAGAGGGGCGUCCCGACGCAUUGCCCACCAGCUGGAGACCCCAGAGAAACCCAGAUCCCCAGCUGGCAAAGUCCCAAAGUCUGCCUCUGUCUCUGGCCUCUCUCUCAUCAUCACCCCAGACGACUCAGCGGGUCCUCCCACGAGCCCCAAAUCUUCCUUGUCCCUGUCGUCCAACCCCUCAUCCAGAGACUCGUCUCCCAGCCGGGACCUGUGUGUCAACAUCAGCUGCCUGAGGCCUCCUGUGGUCAUCCACAGCUCUGGGAAGAGGUUUGGCUUCGCUCUGCGAGCUAUCAGGGUCUACAUGGGAGACAGUGAUGUCUACACUGUCCACCACAUGGUCUGGUGUGUUGAGGAGGGCAGUCCAGCACACGAGGCAGGAUUGAGGGCCGGUGACCUCAUCACUCAUGUCAACGGGGAGUCAGUCCAGGGACUCGUCCACACUGAGGUGGUGGAGCUCCUGCUCAAGAGUGGCAACAGGGUGACCUUGCAGACGACUGCACUGGAGAACACUUCCAUCAAGGUGGGCCCUGCCAGAAAGGCGAGCUACAAGGCCAAGAUGGCCCGGCGCAGCAAGAAGAGCAAGAGGAAGGACGGGCAGGACAGCAGACGACGGAGCAUCUUGAAGAAGUUGUCUAAGCAUACACCUCCUCCGCCCAUGCAGAGCAGUCGUAGCUUCUCUUCAGGGUUCCACCAGUCGUCUAGUGACAGCCUCUCUGGUUCCCCCACACAGUCUCUCUCUCCUGGGCCUUCCACACCAUGUCGCUCCCCUGCUCCUGACCACUCUGGAGAUUCAAGUUCCUCUCCCUGCUCCAGCUCCCCUAACUCACCUGUGCCACAGGCCCGCCCCAGCUCCCUACAUGUUUUGGGUCGCUACACCAAAGCUGGCCGCUGCAAGUCCACCAGCAGUAUUCCUCCUUCACCGCUGGCCUGUAUCCCACCUCCUCAGCCUCUCUCUCCCCAGUGCUCUCCAUCCUGCCUCCCCAGUCACCCCAAGUCCCUGCAGGGUUUCCAUGGCAAAACAUUGUCCCCUCCCACUAUCGCCCGCCAUUCUGUGCGUCCCCGCAGUGCAGAACCACCACGCUCACCGCUCCUCAAGAGGGUCCAAUCAGCAGAGAAGCUGACAGGAGACAAGAUGACUGGGGGGUACCACGCAGAAAGGAAGGCCUACAGCACCCGACGCCACACCAUGGAGGUUCCUCUGUCUGAGGGGGAGGGGCUGGAGGACAUGGAGGGGGACACUGCCACUGGGUUCGUGUGUGUCGGUGAGCACGGCCGUCAAGGUUUGUACAUCGGAGGGCAGAGAGGCCACCAGGACACAGCCAGCGGAGGCAGCGAGCAUCAUCGCAUUACUGCCUCGCCACAACACCGUGGCGGCAACCACCACUCCAAAGAGGUGGUGGUGAUGAGGAAGCUGGCUCUGUCGGAGCGCAGGGACUCCUUCAAGAAACAGGAGGCCGUGCAGGAAGUGUGUUUUGAUGACUCGGAGGAGAGAGAGGUGACACCAAGCCCCACGAUUCCUGUCAUGCAGCCGAAGGCAUUCAAGGCAUCCUGGAUCAACUCAGUCCAGGCAGAAUCCGGUGUGAAGUUGGAAGGAAGAGGAUCACAGGGUACAACAACACAGCAGAAAGCCAAGUCAAAAGACAAAGCAGGGUUUUAGUUUUUCACUUUGCCAGGGAUAAUAGGUCAACAAAGUGAAGCGAAGUCUUUGACCUGCUACUGUACUUACAUUUGAAGGCCUUGCAUGUGUGUCCAGAAAACUGUGACCCAAAAUCAUCAUAAGCAACUGCUAGAAGAAGGAAGAACAAUUUCAAAUUGAUUUUUUUCAGUAAUAUAUGCAUCCUGCAACACUGUUAACAGAAUAAUGACUGCCAAACUGUGUUUACUUCCAAGUUGCUUGUUUUCUCUCUCAGUUCUCAAAUCACUGUGGCACCAGUAACUGACAUACUUGUAAAUAUUUUUUGUUUUAAAUGAAGAAACUUAUUUAUGACUUUUUAUGCUCAUCUUGUUUUUUUAGUUGUUGAAAAUGCCUUGGAUGCUUCAGCUGUUCUUAUUUCAGGAAUUGCACAAAAGAAAAAGCCACGCAACAACUCAGUGUAGUUUCACAGUAGGUGCAGAAUAGAGGAGGUUAAGUCAGUCAAUAUUGUACCAUGUUUCAUUUUUAUAUACCACAAUGCCUGUCUAGAACUGGGUGUUGAUUUGUGUUCAGAUUGAGUCUUUGAAAGAAACCUAUAGUGUCUGUCCUGCAACAUAUAACGUAUUGUAGAAUUUGAAAAGAUAUUCUGCGCUGCCUCUCAGAAGAAAUUUAACAUAGACUUUGUGGUGGUGAACAUUUAGACUCAUCGAUUCUGAACGCAGACUUUGUAUAAAUAUUUUAAAGGACAAAAUAACAACAACAGAAAAGUCUAGCGCUGGUGCCAAAGCAUGGUUUAGCCAUAGGAACCAUUCAAAAGAGGUACUGUAGUUGUACAUAAAAAAAACAUUUAAAAAAAAGCUUCAUGCAUGCAUGGGCUUUACCUCCACUUGCUGUCUGUCCUGUACAAAAAAAAAAAAAGCGCAAGUGCUGGCACUCCUCUAGCAAUGGUUUAAACCAUAACCUGAUCAACAUACAGGUGUGUAGAUAAAGCUUUGCGACUACCUUUGGAAACCAAGCUGCUGUCUCUGUCUUCUAAUACCUUGUUGAGUCAAACCUCCGUCCAGCUCCUUACAAACCUAGUCUAGCUCAAGUGUUUGCACAAGUCGUUGUAGCCGUAGACAGUUAGAUUUAUAUUCCAGGACGAUCUCUUUCUCUGUGUGAUUCAAAUAUUGUACAGUGGAUGCAACAAACAAAACUGGCUCCAUAGCUGUUUUUUUUUAAUGUGUAUUAUGAAUGAAUGUUUACAUUUUAGUGCAAAUAUGUGUGUGGACUUAUCAUGGUUUUUUGUUAAAUUAUUAUGGGAAAAAAUGAAUGACAGGGAAUGGCAGAAUUCAAGCAAAAGUGCUGAAUGGAUGAAGGAAUGAGUCCAGGUGAUCUCCUUUUGUAUAUUUUGAUAUGGAAACAGUCUUGUUGCAGUACUAAUAACCUAUGCUGUUGAUGUAUAUUGUAUAAACAAUGGUGGACCUUAUAGCAGCUGUAGGUGGUGUUUUUUUGAAAGUGACCUUGUAUGGGUAGAUGGACUCAGAAAUAAUGUGUAAUGCCACUUAUGUGGUGUGGUCUUAAUCUCCUGUUGUGAUCAACCUCAAAUGAUUGUGCAUAGUACACAUCCCAGUACAAUUUCCCCACAAUUUUAGAUCACAUUUGGGGAUAUUUUUUUUUUUUAAGAUUGAAGUCAUUAAUCUCAUUGGAUAGGCCUUGAAUUCUUGAAUUUGAGUCACUGAUUUUGAGCUUUAAAGUGAGGGAGGAGAUAUGAACAUAUGGGAAUUGGUAUUCAGCUAUGUAUUCCUUAAUUUGUAUCUUGUUCCCAUUUUGAAACUGUUAUUUUUUUGUUUUCAUUCAGGAACUGUUUGGAUCAACAACCAAAAAUGCUUCCAGUUUCACUUGUUACACAGAAAAAAGUGUGUCUUGUGUUCUCAGUUUAAUGAACACACACAUAGUAGUGUUUUGCAAAGUAGAAGGAACUUGUGGGAAUUAAUAAUCCUUGAAUAAUGGUUAUAGACUGUUUUGGUUCAAACUAGAAGUUACACAUUUGUUCAUUGUAAUUUAGGUAAAAAAAAAACAUGUCUGUGUGGGAUUUAUCAUUGAAUUUCUGAUGCAAUAUAUACAUCUUGGUAUGUUCUUAGAAUUUAAUCUUUUUAUUUUGCAUCACUACCAAACUGUCAUAGUAUCUCUUGACCUUAAGUUGUAUCUUCAUGUUAUACUUUUUUAAAUUAAGACUUUAUUUUGUGGAGAGCUCAGCAGCAGUCCAUACCAGCGGUUUACCACACGUCAAAAUGAAGCAUCACAAAGAACUCCUCAUCUCUCUUUUUGCCUCCGUGUGUGUGCGCGUGUGUGUGAUAAACUCCAUGUCUUCACAUGGGUGCUCAACUGUCAUACUCCAUAUUUGCCACACUUGUUUUAGCGUGGUUGUGUGUUAAAAGUUGUUGCUCCCUACUCAACCCCCUUGUCACCGAAUGACAAACUGGCCUUUGUGAAAUUCUUAACAUGUGGGUAUCUGGUGCAGACUGGUGUGACAUUGUCUGUUUUUCUAUUGUCUUAACAGUGCUUGAAAUAAAUGAAGAGGACUGGAAAGUCCAA
Molecule: messenger RNA, 7122 nt
Organism: Seriola dumerili (greater amberjack)
Lineage: Eukaryota; Metazoa; Chordata; Actinopteri; Carangiformes; Carangidae
Gene: mast3a
Product: microtubule-associated serine/threonine-protein kinase 3-like
Exons: 27
Coding region: 355-4569 (1404 amino acids)
Biological process (GO): intracellular signal transduction; peptidyl-serine phosphorylation
Molecular function (GO): magnesium ion binding; protein serine/threonine kinase activity; protein binding
Source: RefSeq, a predicted model, not a curated record